AAAAAGCCUUAUCGUAUGGCUACUUUCAUAUUUUCACGUGGAAAUAUCUUCUUUUAUGUAAACAAAAUAACUAUUCCAGAUCUCAUGAGCGAUGUUCUGCUCUCCAAGUUGUCCACAGAGCUUGCCGAUCUCGACGGAGAAAUCGGGCAGAUUGAUCAACAAAUCAGCCAAUUAAGACGAAAGAAAUCGGAAUUAACUCAAAAAAGGCAGGCUAUCGAGCGAAAAAUCGAACUAAAAACGAAUGAAGACUCGGAUGUUGUGACGGAUCGUUGGGAUCGAGAUGGGUUCCCAUGGUCCGAUGAAGCUACAAAGAUCCUUAAAGAACAAUUUCAUUUGGAAAAGUUCAGACCUCUUCAGAGAGCCGCAAUCAAUGCAGUAAUGAGUAAAGAAGAUGCAGUUGUUAUCUUAAGCACAGGCGGUGGAAAGAGUCUUUGUUAUCAGCUUCCAGCAUUACUUGCAAAUGGGCUGGCACUCGUCGUUUCUCCAUUAAUUUCUCUCGUUGAAGAUCAAAUUCUACAAUUGAGAAGUCUCGGUAUCGAUUCUUCAAGUCUUAAUGCCAACACAUCAAAAGAAGAAGCUAAACGAGUGGAGGAUGCGAUCACAAAUAAAGAUUCAAAGUUUCGACUUCUCUAUGUAACUCCUGAAAAGCUGGCCAAAUCGAAAAAAAUGAUGAAUAAGCUGGAGAAGUCACUAUCCGUAGGCUUUCUGAAGCUUAUCGCAAUCGAUGAAGUACACUGUUGUUCGCAAUGGGGACAUGAUUUUAGAACUGAUUAUUCGUUCUUGAAUGUUCUCAAAAGACAGUUCAAAGGUGUCCCGAUCCUUGGACUCACCGCCACUGCCACCAGUAAUGUUCUCGACGAUGUGAAGGAUAUGCUCGGGAUCCAAGCAGCUCUCACAUUCCGUGCCGGAUUCAACAGAUCAAAUUUGAAGUAUAAAGUGGUUCAAAAACCAGGAUCCGAAGACGAGUGUACCGAGGAAAUCGCAAAGACCAUCAAAAGAGAUUUUGCCGGACAAACUGGCAUCAUUUACUGCCUAUCACGAAAUGAUUGUGAAAAAGUGGCAAAAGCGUUGAAAUCGCAUGGAAUCAAGGCAAAACACUAUCAUGCCUAUAUGGAACCUGUCGAUCGAAGUGGAGCUCAUCAGGGUUGGAUUUCCGGAAAAAUUCAAGUGAUUGUGGCGACUGUCGCAUUCGGAAUGGGCAUUGAUAAGCCAAAUGUUCGAUUCGUCAUUCAUCACUCGUUGCCAAAAUCUAUUGAAAAUUACUACCAGGAAAGUGGAAGAGCAGGUAGAGAUGGACAGCCUGCCACGUGUAUUCUAUAUUAUCGACUCGCAGAUAUCUUUAAACAAUCGUCAAUGGUACAACAAGAACGAACGGGUAUUCAGAAUUUGUAUAAUAUGGUUAGAUAUGCGGCUGAUUCGAGCACAUGUCGACGGGUAAAGCUUGCGGAGCAUUUUGAAGAAGCUUGGGAACCAUCUUGGUGUCAAAAGCAGUGUGACACUUGUGAAAAUGGAAAUGGAUUCGUUGGGACUUCUUCAAAAGAAUCUACAGAUGUCAGUGAAGCAGCCAAGACAACCGUUCGUAUAAUCGAGGAACAUCUGAACUCGGCAAAAGAUGGAAGUGGAAGGAUCACUGGAAAUAAGCUCGUCGAGCUCCUCACGAAGAAAUUAAAAGGAUCGAGAAAUCGAGAGUUUUGUGAAAAGCUGAUUGUCAAUCUUUUGCUAGAAGGCUAUCUUCAAGAAGAUUUCCAUUAUACCGUAUAUUCAGUUAUCAGCUAUGUGGUAAUCGGAUCGAAAUGGCGGGUUUAUAAUGGAAAAGAUGCGAUUAAAAUGAGACAUGUUGAAGAAUCGAAAAGCCGGAAAAGAAAAGCAUCAAGUUCAGUUGAAGAAGAAGAUGUUAUGGUUCUGGAUUAACUUAUUUUAUUGCUUCAAAUCAAUAAUAAUUGUUUUUUUUUC
This is a messenger RNA of Caenorhabditis elegans, 1953 nucleotides long. RefSeq names its product Putative ATP-dependent DNA helicase Q1 (gene K02F3.12). Gene Ontology annotation, cellular component: nucleus. The record is from RefSeq and is marked reviewed. Bases 16 to 1911 code for a protein of 631 amino acids. NCBI's taxonomy places the organism in Eukaryota, Metazoa, Nematoda, Chromadorea, Rhabditida, Rhabditidae. The transcript is spliced from 5 exons. Gene Ontology annotation, biological process: DNA recombination. Gene Ontology annotation, molecular function: 3'-5' DNA helicase activity; ATP binding; ATP hydrolysis activity.